CUAUAGUGUUUGCAAUUUAAACAUGGAGAAGACAGGGGCUUCCAGACUUCUGCAGAUGCAGGCACGCUUUCAACAGAAGCAAAUGCAAGAACGUGAGAUGAAGAUUGCGUCACUCUACGAAGCACAGCAGGCGAGAGCGCUGGACCGCGUCAGACAUUCGCCCAGCAACGGCGUCAACACCGCAAAGACUACUAGUCCGUCGACUCAGCCGCCAGUACCCAUGCACCCUGGGAAGGUCCGUCAAAUGUUCGAAGAGAGGCGUACAAAAGGCAUAGACAAGAGUUACCCUCUACAACCAUUACACAAUACGGAUCGAGCAGUUCCUAGGAAAGCAACCAACGGUUUCAACAAAGCAUCACCUAAUACGAUAUCGAGCAGCUCAAGGCUGACGGACAAGAAAACAGUGAAACAAUCGACGUCGACAAGAGUGACCACGAAAAAAACGAAUCAUAAAAUAGAAAACCUAGUAAAUGGAUCCGGAGAUCUCAAUCAUAAUCAUAAACCGGAUAAAAAUAUGAAUUCUAUAAAACGUGAGUUACCUCAUAACAAUGGCGACUUGAUCUCAAACCUAGAUGACCUGGACGGUGCAGACAAUAACUAUCUCCUGGAGAACGAAACUUUCCCAGAGUCUUUAGCCCCACUGCCUACUCCAAGAUCGCCUGAACCAAAAGAGCCUAAACGACCACCUAGAAGAAGUCCCACGAAUAAACAAACUGUCAACCAGACGGCCAGCAUUGUUGUGACGAAAUCCCAACCUGUUGCGCCGCCACGAAAGGUUACCAGCGAAAAGUCCGUGCCUGAAAAGAGCAAGCCCCGUGGGGCCAUGCAGCGUGGAGCAUUGGAGUACAAAACUUCAGAUGCACAGGUCAAGCCUGUCCAAUCCGGGACUAGUGGAUACGAAUCAAGCCCAAGGGACAGACCCAUCAGGCCUCUUAAUACUCGGUCCAGCCCAAGAGGUGGAACAGGCAAAACGACAGAACAAUUGGCUCCAGGGCAAGCCGGCAACGGCGUUGCCUGUGCCGUUUGCGGGCGUCACUUCGCUGCAGACCGCAUCGCUAAGCACGAAGAGAUCUGCCGUCGGACUGCAAACGCUAAAAAACGCAAGCCUUUUGAUGCGCUCAAACAUCGUUUACAGGGUACUGAAGCUGAGCAGUUCAUCGGGAAAAUUAAGAAACAGCAGACCACAUCGUCGACUAAGAUAAGUUCGAAGGCGAUUAACAGCACCUGGCGACAGAAACACGACGACUUCAUUAAAGCCAUCAGAGCUGCCAAGCAGGUGCAGGCUCAUUUGAACGCAGGAGGUAAACUCAGCGAUCUUCCACCGCCUCCGCCAUCGGAAAACCCGGAUUACGUACAGUGCCCGCAUUGCAACCGCCGUUUCAACCAGGCAGCCGCCGAGCGCCACAUCCCGAAGUGUGCCAACUUCCAGUUUAACAAGCCCAAACCAAACGGAAAUAGGAAACGGUAAACUUGGCGACCUCCCCCCCCGAACCCGCCAUCGGAAAACCCUGAUUACGUCAAGUGCUCGCUCUGCAACCGCCGUUUCAACCGAGUAGCCGAGAGCGCCACAACCUGGACUGUGCCAACUUCCAGUUCAAUAAGCCCAAACCAAACGGAACCU
Molecule: messenger RNA, 1621 nt
Organism: Hyposmocoma kahamanoa
Lineage: Eukaryota; Metazoa; Arthropoda; Insecta; Lepidoptera; Cosmopterigidae
Product: zinc finger C2HC domain-containing protein 1C
Exons: 13
Coding region: 23-1468 (481 amino acids)
Source: RefSeq, a predicted model, not a curated record